AUGUAUUAUCCCAGUGCUCUGCUGACGGGUGCCGCAAGUCCAACGGAGCUGGGCAUCAAGCUCGUGGACGGUCCUCACAAGCAGGAGCCUGCCAACCGACGCCUCCGAGGGCUUCUAGGCGACCAGUGGAUCUUCGACAGCUUAAGUGCCAGAUAUGUUUGGGAACAUCCGUACUUCCCGUAUUACUACGUUCCUGAGAAAGACAUAACAGCAGGCCCAGCAAAGAUCGAGAAGGAGAAGGAAGACAAGGCCGGCUUCUGGUUGGGAACAAUACGCAGCGGAGCCACGACUGCUGAGGCGCAGGGCUACGACAAAGGCCCGCUGCAAGGCCUCGUCAAGGUCAAGGUGUCGGACAUUGACUGGUUCGCGGAAGACGAAAAGCUUCUUGGCGGCCACCCCAAGGACCCUUAUAAACGCAUUGAGAUCCUUCCUUCUUCUCGCGAAAUUCGGGUCGAGCUCAACGGCACGGUUCUUGCCCAGAGUACAAACAACAUGUUCUUACACGAGACCAUGCUACCUACACGCCACUACCUGCCUCCAACUUCUAUUAAAGAUUGGGGCUUGCUGAGCAAAAGCGAUACAACUACUUUCUGCGCUCGUGAUACCAUCAUGGAUCCAAUGAUGUAA
Messenger RNA from Diaporthe citri, 627 nucleotides. RefSeq lists its product as uncharacterized. The coding region runs from base 1 to 627 and encodes 208 amino acids. NCBI's taxonomy places the organism in Eukaryota, Fungi, Ascomycota, Sordariomycetes, Diaporthales, Diaporthaceae. The transcript has 4 exons. The record is from RefSeq and is a predicted model, not a curated record.